UCUGAUGGAAUGCAACUGUUGCGUCGAGAAAAUGCAAGUGUCUUUCAGGACUAGCACGCCAAUACCUGAGAAAAUGAUAAAAAAUAAUAAUAAUUUAACCAGAGAGAAAGCAAACGUAUUGCCGAGGGAAUGGGUUGAUUGUACGUAUAUCCCCAUGUUGUCGAAUUGCGUAUCAUUUUCUUCUUUGGCAUGGGAUGAAUCUACGCUUCUGGUGGAAACAACGGAACAAGGUGAACGCCUAUGCACUGAUCUCUUGAGGCGUCGUUUGGACUACAACACACCAAUGAUCUGUACUACUACUGCUGCAACUCCCGCGGUGGGAUUGCAGGAGCCACACUUGACAGGGAUGGAGCAGCGAAAUGUGCUGAAACCCAUGCUGAAAAGGGCUUUCGAAGCUGAGCCUGAAGGUGUUACAACUGUAAAGAAACGACACAAGAAUCCACAGCCAAAGAAUGCGGUAUGCGCGUUGAAUGAAUUGAAAACUGGUGCUGUGUACAAGGUUGUGGAACAAACAGGCCCUACUCAUGCUCCAAUAUUCACAAUAGCGGUACAGAUAGAUGGACAAACGUACGAGGGCAAAGGUCGUACUAAGAAAAUGGCAAAACACGCCGCAGCCGAGCUCGCUUUACGAAACAUUAUUCAGUUCAGAAAUACACCGGAAGUCCAUCAAGCGAUUAACACUUGCCAGCCCUCGAUACCCCUCGAGCCUGAUUUUACUAGCGAUGUUACGGAGCGCGAUAAUCAUCUAGUCAACGCGUUUAAAACGCUAACCCAAGAACCAAAAAGCACAAACAAGUUUUUAGAAAAAGGGCCCGUAGCGCUUAUUAAUGAAUUGUAUCCGGGUGUCGUAUACAAAUGCGUAUCCGAUAACGGCGAAAGUUACGCAAAGUUUACGAUAUCGGUGACCAUUGACGGAGAAACGUUCGAAGGAACUGGACCAAGUAAAAAAUUAGCUAAAGCUGCAGCCAGUAAAGCGGCACUGGCUAAGCUGAGAAACGUUCACAGUUCCUCGUUUUGUAUACCGCUUCCUGUACGUGUCUUACCAAACUUUUCCAACAGUGGUCACUGGCAAGAGCAGAUGUCGUUACCUCAGAUGUUAGCCGAUAAGAUUGGUAAGAUGGUGAACCAAAAAUUUAGCGAACUUAUCCAGUCUAAACCACAGCAUGCCCGGCGUAAGGUUUUGGCGGGUAUUGUCCAAACAAAGGGUACAGAAGCGGAAUUGAUAUGCGUAACAACCGGUACCAAGUGUGUCUCUGGGGAACACUUGAGCGUCAGCGGUGGCGCUUUAAACGAUUGCCAUGCGGAAGUAGUAGCCAGGAGAUGUUUAUGCGAAUAUUUAUAUAAACAGUUAGAACUUCACGCGGAAGAUCAUGAGGCAGAGUCGAUUUUAGAACGUAUGAAGAAAGGAUUCAAAUUGAAGCAGGGUAUUCAAUUUCAUUUAUACAUAAAUACCGCUCCGUGCGGUGAUGCCAGAAUUUUCUCGCCUCACGAGGAAAACGAGUCUGUUGAUAAGCAUCCGAAUCGAAGAGCCAGGGGUCAAUUGAGAACUAAAAUAGAAUCAGGAGAAGGAACGAUCCCGGUGAAAAGCAGCGAAGGUAUCCAAACGUGGGACGGUGUACUGAUGGGCCAAAGACUGCUGACGAUGUCGUGUUCGGACAAAAUAGCUCGGUGGAACGUACUUGGUGUGCAAGGUGCACUUCUAAGCCACUUCAUCGAGCCAAUUUACUUCCACAGCAUCGUUCUUGGCAGUCUAUUGAACCCAAGUCAUAUGUAUAGAGCGGUCUGCGGGCGUAUCGAAAACACAAUUCAAGGUCUACCGCCACCGUACAGGCUUAAUAAGCCAUUAAUGAGUCUAAUCACAUCUUCCGAAGUAAGACAACCCGGGAAAGCGCCUAAUUAUAGCGUUAAUUGGACAAUCGGUCAAUCUGACGCUGAGGUAAUAAACUGCACAACGGGGAAAGACGAAUUGGGUAAGCCUUCCAGAAUAUCGAAGCAAGGACUUUUCAGAAGGUUUUACAACUUACUUGGUAAACUGGAAACCAUCGACGACGCUGACAAGAACCAGUGUCGUCACUAUUUAGAUGCGAAGUCAUCCGUGCAAAAUUACACGCUUGCCAAGCAUCAGUUGAAGGAAGCUUUCGUAAAGGCACAUCUUGGGAGUUGGGUUAAAAAACCGAUCGAACAAGAUAUGUUUGAGGUCGAUAUCUGACUAGGUCAGAGUAACGAUAAGAUUUCGACAAAUGAAACAGAGUUUCGGGUGGCAGAUUAUGUAGUUCCUACUGCAAACUAGAUCGCUCGUUCAGCGUGUUAUGAUACGGCAGAAUGCGGCAUCAGUAAAGCAUAAAUCGUAGGAUCUCCCCACGCAGGUUUGCUUUUGCUGUUUGUCGCAUUAUGCAUCGUGUUCAGAGUGUAUAAAAGUAGAAAAAAAAAGACAAGCCUCUUCCUAUCUCCAGGAGGAUAUUUUGUCUUCGAGCCGUCGAAGGUUUUACGAUUCGAUAGUUGCUCAGUUUUAAAUAUAGGAUUUAAACGUAACACUUUCGAUACUUCGAAUUUUAAUCUUAAUCUAUUAUAGUACGACGUCAAUUUCGACCAUUUUUUUAUAGAACGUAGUCACGACUACAUAAACAUGAAGAACGGGAAAGGAUCUCCUUUCCUAAUCAGCACGUAGUAAUGAACUUAAAUGUUUCUUUGAAACGAUCAAAGUCAUUGGAAUCGAAAAAAUUUUUACGAAGAAAUAAUUCGAUACAUAUCCAUCGAUCAAUCUUAUUAUCAGAAGUUCUUGUAGUGAUAUUUUAACGUAAAAUUAAAAGAAUAUAAAAUACCUUGGUAUAUACAUAUACGUAGAGUUACGUCAAGUCGUUCGUACAAGAAAAGAUUAAAAUCGAAAUAACACGUCGAGAUUUGACUCGUGCCUGCAGUAUUUUUUCCUAAGCUAAUUUAGAGAUAAUAGCAACGAUAAAAACGCGCGUCAAGUUACAUCCCUGAAGGCUGUGACAUCAAGUAUAUAAGAAUUAUCGUGCGAAAAAAUUAAUACGUGUGAUUCGUUGCAAAGUUCGACGAAAGGAGAGACAGGAAUUGGUUGCUUGUCGGCGCGAUACAAUCUUUUCAUAACUCGUUUUCAUUUAAAUAUAUAUACAUAUAUAUUUUUCGAUCGUUCGUCAAGUAGUGAGUUACGUUAGUUUUACGGUAUCGUUGACAAAGAAUCAGCCCUCGACAGUUCGAUGUUGUUAUCAAAUUGAUUUUAAUAGAGAGCAAAUGUGACGGUAUGCAUGAAUUCAAGAGCAAUUAGCGUGAAAGUAUGAGUCCGAUAGAUGAAUGUAGAAUUACGUUAUUAUUAAUAGCUUAGAGAGUCCUAAGAUCAUUGCCUCACUGUGCCAGUAUUAUAACAAUUAAUGCAAUUCUGCCGUAAUGACACACUGCCCGGUGUCGGUCCAGUUUUGCGUGAGAAACAACAAUUGUGCAAAAAUCCAUUUCAUUUGAAGUAUUAUAUAUACACCCACACACGCAUCUAUAUAUACAUAUGUAAUUACACACGAUGUAUAGUUAGAGAAAGCAAUCACUUCUGUGAAAGAAGUAUUAGUUCAAUAGGGUGCAGUUAUUGAAUUUAGGUUUAUCAUAAGCUUCUUGAACGUUACUUAACGAUAGGAAUAAGUUUUUUGCCUUUCAUUUUUGGUUCAUUUAUUUAUAUUACUUGUCUUCAUUCUGGUUUUGUACAACGAUUCAAAGAAUACGGUAAACAUAUAUAUUUGUGCCAAUAAGGAAAGGAUACCAAAUAGCAUAAUGCCAAUGGUAGGAGGCUAAAUUCAGUCGAUGUUCGCAUAAUUACUUAAUGGAAAAUUCUUCGAAGCAUAAUAAUUGCAUUUAAUACGUACUGUGAUCGAUUAACGAGUUUUUUUUUUUCGUGGCGCUUUCUUAACUAAAUAAGUUUGAAUGCAAGUUAUUGUGGACCGCCUCUUUCCCGCUUACGCUUUUCAUCCAAUAUUUAACUAAUACGGUGAAUAAUGCAGUCUCAUGUUACAUUACACACGCAGUAUUUAUUCAAUUUUCACCGAUUACAAAUAAAGAACGUAACAUCUUACCAGUAAAUAUGGCACGACUGCGUUAAUUGCUGAACGAUGCAAUUAUUUUAUGUGUACAUCUUUGUGUACACAAGAGAGUGAUAAAAAUAAGAGUUAACACGUUGAUUGCCAUGGAAUUAUAAAAGUAAAUUUUAAAUAACAGAAAGUAGCAAGUGGAAAGCUUAAAUUGAGAAUGAAUUUUUAUUUAAAUAGUAGCAAUGAUUUCUUCCACUGUGGUAGCUAACGUGUUAAUUACUAGAAUUACCAGAAACACGUGAUACAUAUACAAGUAAAUAGACUCGGACACGUGUUUAUCAAUUUUUUUCCACAUCACAUUAUUCGUAGGGAAUUCAUGAUAAGGUAAAAGCCGCCAGUAUUUUACAUUCUUAGGAUAGCGUUUUUAUUAAUGUAGAACAAUAAGAAAGAGAACGAGUCGCAUCGGUUUUUCUAUUUGACUCUUCCGUAAUCUUCACGUAUCUUUAAUAAACCGUUCUCGCGUUAUAAAAUACAUAUACAUACAGGUACACACUUUAUAUACAAAUCACUUGAACACUGAUCGAUAAACGAUAGAGAACACCAUUUUUAGUGAUAAAAGAAUUUUUCGAGUGAGCUAAUAAUUAGCGACUAUUUAAUUAUCAAUUAGAUCUAGUCGGCUACAACACGAUUUCCAAUUUCUCAUCUCUGAAACCGUGUGUGUAUUCGGAGGAAAAAAAGAAACGUUUUAGUUAUAGAGAACAUCGAGCAUUAAAUUACGAAUUUCUCGUAGUUCAGCUAGAUUUUAAGCUUGACUAGUGCCUCUAGUCGUAAUUUUGUCCAAAUAAGUAAAUCGAUAGGCAAGAAGAAUAAUAGAAUAAAACCUUUAUUUACCAAG
Molecule: messenger RNA, 4929 nt
Organism: Osmia bicornis bicornis
Lineage: Eukaryota; Metazoa; Arthropoda; Insecta; Hymenoptera; Megachilidae
Gene: Adar
Product: double-stranded RNA-specific editase Adar
Exons: 9
Coding region: 5-2209 (734 amino acids)
Biological process (GO): adenosine to inosine editing; RNA processing
Cellular component (GO): cytoplasm; nucleolus
Molecular function (GO): double-stranded RNA adenosine deaminase activity; double-stranded RNA binding; tRNA-specific adenosine deaminase activity
Source: RefSeq, a predicted model, not a curated record